This is a messenger RNA of Paramecium primaurelia, 1184 nucleotides long. NCBI's taxonomy places the organism in Eukaryota, Ciliophora, Oligohymenophorea, Peniculida, Parameciidae. The record is from the annotation of a GenBank genome assembly.
AUGUCAACUUCUCCGUUGAUUAAAGUUGCUAGUUCAGCCUUUUCAAACGGAUCAGCAUUGACAUUUAAAAAAAAGUAAUUAUCUAAUUCUUAAACACAAAACUUUAUGGCUGGUAACUCUCCACUCAAAUCUAUAGAUGAAAAUGAGUAAUCACCUUCAAAAAUAAUUAAUAUUUACUCAGAUAGUGCUUUAUUUAAUGUUGGAAAUUCUUAUUCAACUGUUAAAAAUGCUCCAAUUAUAGAAGAGGAGAAAACACAUAAAACUUACACUUAUAGUUAAAUGCCUCCAGAUGAAGCUGAGAAAGCAUAUUGUGAAAGAUAAAAAAUAAUAAAAGAAUAAAUAAACAGAACUAAAAAUAGUGGAAAAUUUAAACCAAAAAAGAGAAUUGAUCCAAAUAAAUCAUCUACUUUGAAAAGUGUUUUAAAGAAAUAACAAUUAGAUUAUUCAACAGCUUAAUCUUAAUAAAUAGAUGUUUCAAGAACAUCUUAAACAUUUAGAAGAAAAUCAAUUGAUUAACCAAUACAAACAGUACCUAAACCUCAUCCAAAAGUAAGUAAAAUUAUUGAAAAUAAUAAUUCAAAUAAUAAUAUCAAAUAAUCUUAAAUAAAUAGUUCAAAUGUUCUAUAACAAUCUUUUCAUUAAUAAUUAUAAAGUAAAAAAUAAUAAUUGUUAAAUGAAAUUGCUUAAUUAGAUAAGGAAAUAGUAAAAGAGAAAGAAAAAAAGUAAUAAUCACAUGUAUAAUCAAUCAAUAUAUCUCCAAGAGUUUAAUAAAUAAAAUAAACUCCUUGUUAAAAAGAUGAUCUAAAAUCUACAUAUGAAAAAAGAUAAUAGAUGAAAAAGGUUGCAGAUAAAGAGAAGUAACGUAAGGAGAUGGAAUAAUGCACUUUUAAACCUUAAAUUAGUAGCAAUACAAAUAGAAAAUUGAAUACUUCCUAAAGUUCAAAAUUUACUCCUCUUACUUCACCUAAAUAAACUUAAAUUGCUAAUUCAAUAAAAGUACCUACUCGAUCUUAAUCACAAGAGGAUAGAAUUGUUAAGACAGAUGGAUUAUAAAAAGAUUAAAAGUAUGAUUUAAAUUGUAAGAAAUUAUAUUAAAAUUAGAACGAUUAUAAAGAAUGAAUGAGAAAUAUAACAUGAUAUUAGAACAAUCAAAUAAAAUUAGAAACCAAUUUAAAUAAAACUGA